GAGAUCAUGAUCCAAGCUGAAACCAAGAGUUGGACACUGAGCCACUCAGGAGCCCCAGGAGACCCAAAUUUAAAGCAAACCCAUGCUCAGUGAGCUGAUUGGACACUGUCUACAGCUAAAAGUCUUCCUACUUUUGCUACAACUCCAGGAAAACAUUGAGUAAAAGUUGUGGUGACAAUUUUAAUUUCUUCCUAACUAGUGUAAAUUCUUCUAAAAUAUUACAGGUUGAAGUUAUGGCUUUGGAGAAAACUACAGAGCACAAAUGAGACUGUGGAGGGACCUGCAGUGUAAUCAGCGGCUGCUUUCUAUGGGCACGAGUGCAAUAGUCCUGGCUACCUGCUCUUUCUGGCACCAUCUCUCUCAGUUCAAGACAGCAAACCCCAGAUAGAUUCGAACUGAGGAGACGCACCCCGUAGUACGCUGGCGGCUUCAACGCGAAGCCUCAACACCCAGGUGACAGCAGUUCCUACGCAUACGAUUGAACAUAAUCUUUAAGCUGAAGGAUCCUCAUCAUGAGAAGUACGGCAAAUCGUAAGUCACUGUCGGUACUGUCAUUUAUCUUGGCCUCCUGGAUCAUUUUUACAGUCUUUCAAAACUCCACAAAGAUACGGACUGCGCUUAAGUUGCCCAUCUCCCUCCAUCACUGGAACUUUAUCGCGAAGUCCUCAAGUCCUCAGUUACCACUGCAUCCAGUAGUUUCAUCAGUAGAGACGGAGAUAAGAAUAAAGAGAAUCAUAGAGAAGCUAGACCAGCUGAUCCCACCCAGACCUUUCACCCACAUAAGCACCACCACCAGUGCCGCACACAGCACAGCCACCAUCCUCCACCCUCGAGACACCUACUGCAUUGGGGAUCAGCUAGACAUCCUGCUGGAGGCGAGGGACCACUUUGGACACAGGAAGGAAUAUGGCGGGGAUUUCCUGAGGGCCAGGAUGUCCUCCCCAGUGCUGAAGGCAGGUGCUUCCGGAAAGGUGACAGACUUCAACAACGGUACCUACCUUGUCAGUUUCACCCUCUUCUGGGAGGGCUGGGUCUCUCUGUCUAUUCGGCUCAUCCACCCCAGUGAGGGGGUGUCGGCUCUCUGGAGGGCAAGGAACCAAGGCUACGACAGGGUGAUCUUCACAGGCCAGUUUGCCAGUGGCAGCUCCCAUGUGGAUACUGAUUGUGCCCUGGUUUUGAACUCCAGCGCUGAGCUGUGUGAGUACCUGGACGCUCAGGACCAAGAAGCCUUCUACUGUGUGAGACCUCAGCACCUGCCCUGUGCCGCACUCACUCACAUGCACUCCAGGAGCACGGCUGUUUCGUAUCUGAGCAGACAAGAGCGGAGGCUCUUUGAAAGGUCGAAUGUGGGUGUAGAGAUUAUGGAAAACAAUGCCGUUAAUGUCUCCAAAUGCAACGCAGGAAAAAACGUUCCAAUGAAAAAGAAAUGCAAGUUUGGAAUGGCAUCCACAGUCCCUGGUGGACAUGUCUGGAAGGAGACAUGGAAUCCUGUCUCCUGUAGUUUGGCUCCAAUCAAAAUGAAAGAAUGUCUAAGAGGAAAAUUCAUAUAUCUAAUGGGAGAUUCCACGAUCCGCCAAUGGAUGGAAUAUUUCAAAAACAAUAUCAAGACACUGAAGUCAGUGGAUCUGCAUGAAUCUGGAAAACUUCAACACCAGCUUGCUGUGGACGUGGACGAGAAUAUCCACAUCCAGUGGCAGAAGCACGGUUACCCUUUGAUUGGAUCAUUGACCUAUUCAGUGAAAGAAAUUGAGUACAUCGCCCGAGUCAUUGACAGAACUGGAGGAGGAAAAAACACGGUCAUCGUUAUUUCUCUGGGCCAGCAUUUCAGACCCUUCCCCAUUGGUGUUUUCAUCCGAAGGACCCUCAAUGUUCACAAAGCUGUUCAGCGUCUUCUUCUGAGAAGCCCAGACACUAUGGUUAUUAUCAAGGCAGAAAACAUCAGGGAGCUGCACAGUGAUGUGGAAAGAUUCAGUGACUUUCAUGGCUAUGUCCAGUAUCUUGCCAUUAAGGAUAUUUUUCAGGAUCUCAAUGUGGGGUUCAUUGAUGCCUGGGAUCUAACGAUUGCAUAUGGCACAAAUAAUGUCCACCCAUCUCAAUCUGUAGUCAGAAAUCAAAUUAGUAUAUUGUUAAACUAUAUUUGCUAGAUAACACCUCUGAAAUCCAUUCACUUAAUUAAAAACAUUUAUAAAGUGUUCGCUAUCAUGCCAGUUCCUCGUUGGGCUCUGACCUCCCAGUUAGCACGAGAUCAUCUGCUCUACGGCUAAUCCAUAAACCGCCGAUUCAAAUAAAUUAUUUUUAAUUGGGCCCCCACUUAAGAAUAAAGAUUAAAAAUGCCCAUGAAAAGGACCUAUAUUUCUUGAUCAGUCCUGCUACUCUCCACAAAUGGGAAGUCAAGACCCCUAAUGGUUAAAAGUUGUCUCUGAUUCAUGGAAAUCCAGUGCAAUAAAUUUAUUUUAAAAUA
Ailuropoda melanoleuca (giant panda) is the source of this 2461-nucleotide messenger RNA. RefSeq names its product NXPE family member 4. The record is from RefSeq and is a predicted model, not a curated record. NCBI's taxonomy places the organism in Eukaryota, Metazoa, Chordata, Mammalia, Carnivora, Ursidae. The coding region runs from base 513 to 2144 and encodes 543 amino acids. The transcript is spliced from 10 exons.